CGUUCAUUCAAAAAUUUCGCGCGUGCACGCCGGUUCUGUCGGAACGUUGUUUACGUAUACAAAUCGGGUUAAUUUUAGUUAGAUUUCGCACAAAAAACCGUCACGAUGGACUUGAUGCUGAGCAACUUUAUCGUGGACGAGCCGCCGAAGGCGGAAAAGAAGAAAUCCGGAACCCUUGAUAGUGGUGGCGGCGGCGCCGCCGCCGGAAAGUUCUCCAUGGUGUUUAACAAAACGCAACCGGUGAAGGCGAUUGUGGCGAGGAAGAGGGUGGUGGCGCCGAAGGCGCCAGAACCGAAGAAAGCGCUGGAACCGCCGAAGGCGGUUAAGGAGAAGAAGGUUGAGAAGCCGGACUUUAAAUUGAGUGAGGAGUUCAAGAACGUCAAGAAGUUUAAAAAGUCAAACUUGUUCGAGAAGAUGAAGCGCGACAUUCCGAAGGUGGAGCUGCCGGAGGUGGUUCCGUUUACGGAGCGGGUGUUCAGCGAGACGCGGCUCGAUUCGUUGGAUAUUCACGCGCAUUCGAGGAAGAACGUUGCGGAUUUGCUGGGCUUUCAGCGGUUGACGGUGGUGCAGGACUUGGCCAUUCCGAAGGUGUUGGCCGGGAGGGACGUGCUGAUUCGGGCGCAGACUGGUUCGGGGAAGACGCUGGCGUACGCGCUGCCGCUGGUGGAGAAGCUGCACUCGGCGGAGGUGCGGGUGAGCCGGGGCGACGGGAUUCUGGCGGUGGUGAUCGUUCCGACGCGGGAGUUGGCGCUGCAGACGUAUGAGCUGUUUUUGAAGCUGUUGAAGCCGUUUACGUGGAUUGUGAGUGGGUAUCUUUGUGGCGGGGAGAAACGGAAGGCGGAGAAGGCGAGGUUGAGGGCGGGGUUGAACAUUUUGAUUGGGACGCCGGGGCGGUUUUGUGACCACAUUAAGAACACGGAGUCGAUGAAGCUGGGCGGGGUGAAGUACCUGGUUUUGGACGAGGCUGAUCGGUUGCUUGAGCUUGGGUACGAAAAGGACGUCAAGGAGAUUGUGGAAUCGAUCAAGGGCGUGGACGGGGAGAAGAGCCUGCAGACGGUUCUGUUGUCCGCGACGCUGACCCGUUCCGUCAAGGAACUCGCCGGAAUGACGCUGCAGAACCCGGAGUACGUCGACACGAGCGACGUGGCCAUCGAGCGGCGCUUCGACACCGUCGAAGACCUCGAAGAGCGCAUCACCAUCCCGGCCACGGUCCGCCAAAGCUUCCUCGUCAUCCCCCCAAAACUCCGCCUAGUCUCACUCUCCGGCCUGAUCGCGUACGAGCUCAACCGCAACACCAACAAGGCCCUCGUCUUCAUGGCCACGCAGGACCUCGUCGACUACCACUACGACAUCAUGGUCGAAGUCCUAACCCAGAAGAAACCCGACUCGGACGCCGAAAACUCCGACUCCGACGGCGAAGAAUCUUCCAGCGAACCUGAAACCUCCCCAACCUCCGCCAUCCUCCUCCCCAAAGUGACCUUCUUCAAGCUGCACGGCAAAAUGACCCAAAUCGAGCGCAGCUCGGUCUUCAAAGAGUUCCGCGCGGCCCGCACCGCCGUCCUCCUCUGCACGGACGUGGCCGCCCGCGGCAUCGACGUGCCCAGCGUAGACCUCGUCGUCCAGUACCACGCCCCCCAGAUCCUCGCCGAUUACGUGCAUCGCGUGGGGAGAACGGCCCGCGCCGGCCAGUCCGGAAAGGCCGUCCUCUUCCUGGAUCCCGCGGAAACCGACUUCGUGAAGCACCUGGGCGAGAAGCAAAUUAGCCUGGCGGAAGAGCGCCCCGAGCCGUUGUUUGGACGGAUUGGGGUGCUGAUGAAUCCGGGUGGGCACGGGCGGAAUAAAAACAGGGAGCAGGCGGCGCAGGAGUUGCAGCAGAGAUUCGAAAGGUUGGUGGCGGCCGAGAAGGAGCUGAGCAGUGGGGCGGCGAAGGCAUUCGUCUCGUGGGUGCGCUACUAUUCCAACUUCCCGAAGGAGCUGCGCCGCAUGUUUGCGAUCCGGGCUGUCAACAUGGGCCACUACGCCAAGUGUUUGGGCCUGCGGGAUCCACCGAAGCAGUUUGUGCGGGCGCACACCGGACCCAAGGACGAUGACGGGGGAGAGCAGGAGGGAGGCCAUCGGAAGCAGUGGGACCGGAAAAAUGGCCGCGGUCCUCAGAAGGGCAAAAACUUCUCGAAAGGACGCCCGAACUCGGGCCCGAUGGCAAACCCCCGGAAGCGACCGGCCACCGGAGGUGGCCAACAACACAAGGACCUGGCCAGCUACGCCAAGACGUCCCGAAUGAUCAACACGUCCGAGUUCGCGAGCGGGUUGACGCCGUCGGCCAAGAAGAAACCCCGCAAACAUUGACCACAAAUUACGUAUCUUUUUUCUUUGUAAAUAUAAGAGUGUCUUACUUUUUUGUUUCUUUUUCAAACCAAACCGGGUAGUAAAUUCGCAUUCGCAGAAAUAAAUUAAGGU
This is a messenger RNA of Culex pipiens pallens (northern house mosquito), 2457 nucleotides long. Its product is annotated as probable ATP-dependent RNA helicase CG8611. Lineage: Eukaryota; Metazoa; Arthropoda; Insecta; Diptera; Culicidae. The transcript has 4 exons. The record is from RefSeq and is a predicted model, not a curated record. Gene Ontology annotation, biological process: ribosome biogenesis. Gene Ontology annotation, cellular component: nucleus. Bases 106 to 2346 code for a protein of 746 amino acids. Gene Ontology annotation, molecular function: ATP binding; nucleic acid binding.